Eucalyptus grandis is the source of this 417-nucleotide messenger RNA. RefSeq names its product scarecrow-like protein 8. Gene Ontology annotation, biological process: regulation of DNA-templated transcription. The transcript has 2 exons. The record is from RefSeq and is a predicted model, not a curated record. Bases 42 to 380 code for a protein of 112 amino acids. Lineage: Eukaryota; Viridiplantae; Streptophyta; Magnoliopsida; Myrtales; Myrtaceae. Gene Ontology annotation, cellular component: nucleus. Gene Ontology annotation, molecular function: sequence-specific DNA binding; DNA-binding transcription factor activity.
ACGAGGUGCUGGCGGUGAACUUGGCGUUCAAGCUGUACAGAAUGCCGGACGAGAGCGUGUCCGCGGAGAACACGCGCGACGAGCUCCUCCGGCGCGUGAAGGGGCUGGCGCCGCGGGUGGUGACGCUGGUGGAGCAGGAGAUGAACGGGAACACGGCGCCAUGCCCGAUGCGCGUGGAGGAGGCGCUGGCGUACUACGGGGCGCUGCUCGAGUCGAUCCAGUCUACAGUGCCGAGGGACAAGUCGAAGCAAGAGAGGGCGGAGAAGGGGCUGAGUCGGAAAUUGGGGAACUUGAUUUCCUGCGAAGGGAAAAUUCCCCUUGUUUUCUCAGAAAUUAAAAUAGGGAAGAUGGAAAGCAUCUCAGUUCAGCUCCGAGGUUAGUUCCCUUGUCAAAGCUCAUUCUGCUCAGGAAGAGAGA